This is a messenger RNA of Baudoinia panamericana UAMH 10762, 2283 nucleotides long. RefSeq lists its product as uncharacterized. Lineage: Eukaryota; Fungi; Ascomycota; Dothideomycetes; Mycosphaerellales; Teratosphaeriaceae. The transcript has 2 exons. Bases 1 to 2283 code for a protein of 760 amino acids. The record is from RefSeq and is a predicted model, not a curated record.
AUGGGCGACGACGACGACGAGUUCAUGCUCGACGACGACCUUGACGGACUCGCGGACAACACCCUUCAGGAACUCGAACUGAAUGCGUUUGCCUCUACCCAGCGGGCCAAGACUGCACUUCAACAGUCUCGUCCUGUGCAGAAGCCUCUCCGGAAGCCUUCGAGUCUCACAGCUCCGCUUGCACGACCAGGUCUGCAACCAAGCCGGCCAUCUGGCCCUGUGACAUCUCGAUAUGCAGCAAAAGCUGCUCUAGAUGCGGAGACUGAGGCGGCGUUCGCAGCAGCUGAUGCUGAGCUUGGUGCUCACGCUCCCAAAGGGUGGGAUUUGGAGGCUGAAGCGAGCAAUGGCGUUGAUCUUGCUGCCCUCCAGGCACGAGUGGCCGAGCUCGAGGCGGAGCAGGUUCGUCUGCGCCAAGCUGAGCAGGACGCUCGCGACGCUGCUUCUAGAAAGCAGGGUGAGAUCGCCAUUGUAAGGGCCAAUCAUGACAAGACCACAAAGGAGUAUGAGCGCAGAAUCGCAGUCAUGCAGAAGUUGCAUAGGGAUGAAGCGAUGAAGACGAAAGCGGAGCUAGAGGCUGGUAAGAAGGAACGUGAGAAAAUGGAGACGGAUAAUCGCUUCUUGCAACAUGACCUUGCGCAGGAGUCGGAAAGAGCGAAAAGACUGAACGGACCAGGCAAGGCUCGGUCGGCAGUGACGGCAAUGGAGCAAGAAACUCCACGAAAGGCCAAACGAAUGGUGCAGGGAGAUGGCUUCGACGAUCACGAGGUCCAUGUGAUCAGUCCAAGCAAGAGUAAAGACAAGCCAAAAGAUGUUACGCCGAAGCACGCCAGCAAGCGCAAGCGAACAGCCAACGACAGCCCAGUCGCGCCGCUUUCUUUCACGCAUCCGGCCGGAGUAGUGCGGCAGGAGAGUACCGAGCAGCCAACAAAUGUUGGAUAUGUAGCUGCAAGUGACCGACUUGCGGAGGACAAACGCUUCGAAUUCAUGCAGCGCUUGCUGAAUCACAGUCCGUUCCAAGGUCAUGAGCACACACUGGAAGCUCUAGCGAAGCAUAGUCUUCCCUCAACUGCUGGUAAGUCCAUCGCUACGUUUCUUACGGACGAGCUUGCGCGGCCAGCGAUCCCCGAAAAGCAGGAGUACCUGCCGCUAAAGUUGUCACGAGCUGUAUUCCAGCUUUGGACCCGCUGUUUGAACGAGAAACAUUUCGCUCCACUAUACCUGCUGCUGGAUCUUAUCCGCUUCGCCCUCCAUCUUGAGCCCUCAUCCACGGCCUGUCAGCUCAUCGACGACGCCGUUUCAUUAGGCAUCCGGACCAUCGAACCUUUCGCUUCUGCGACGGCGAGAGCAGCGAUCAACCCUACCUUUGCAGCUACCCUUGACCGACCGGCUAGAGAGAAGCUGGAAGAUGAUAUUUGCGCAGACGAAGUUCUUGACUUACUACUCCAGCUCGCUCAAGCCGCUGAGCUCUACACUGAUCGCAUAAUUGCAUUCUGGCGUGUGGUGGAGAUGCCGUUCAUAUUGCUCAUGCUACACAAAGCGCAGCCCAUCUACCAGAUCACGACAGCAUUGCAAAUCCUCGCGACUUCUGCUCUUGACGGCACUAACGGCCCCAUCAGCAGCGACGCAGAGACGCAAGCGGAGCAGGAGCCGCUGAUAGUCGACCGCUUGACGUGUCUGCUGUUCGAGAUGCCUGAGCCGGCACAUGAUGAGCCUGCCUACACCGACGCUGAGAUUGCUGACCUCCGGCUGCAAGUGUUAGACGUCCUCAAGGCCAUCUGUCGGACAGAUCAUGGCGGUCUGUUGAUCGCUUCGCACAAGUCCGCAAUUGGCCGUCUGGUCCGCUUCAUUGAUGCGCAAGUUAACAAGCUGUACACUUUACCUCCUUCGAUGCUAUGUCCUAGCGGCAUUACGAGCGCUCAUGGAUUGGUGGCGCAAACCGUCAAUCUUGCUGUCCGGCUAUUCUACCACUUACUUCGAAUGUACGACACUAUAGACUUAAACCAGAAGCUUAGCACGGUGUUCGGAGGGCACCACAAAUUCUUGGUUGGUAUGAGUCGCGUCGCGUUCAGCGAGCAACUAGUGCUUGAAUAUGGACUUGAAGAUGAGGUCGUGGAGGCUGCGCACACAAUCCUGAACAAUUCUCUCAGUCCUGAAGAGGGCGAGGCGUUGGUCCAGGCACUGGAGACACCGAGAGGCAGUAAAGGCAGCGAGGUGCGUAUUCCUGUCAGACGCGGCCAGGAAGCAGAGCACAAUGGAGACACUGAGAUGGCUGAGGCAGGGUGA